GGCCGUGGCCGUGGAAGGUUCUCGGCCGCGCUCAGUCGCGGCUGCGCGGGGCAGGGGCGGUCGGUGCCGAGUGCCGCUCGGGGCUGAGCGCGGUCGAGCCGUAUCGCGGCGGUUUUCCUGGGCGGAGCAGCCUGGCCGGUCGCUAUGGGGGUGACUCGUGAAGCGGGGCUGUCUCCUCAGGCGUCCCCACAGGAGCAGGAUCCGUGCGGGGGGAGCCUGGGCGGCUGGAGCCGGAGCGCUGGGGCGGCUCAGGGGAACCAGCACCGGGGGUGUCCGUCGGCUCCCAGCGGAACAGAGACUGGGCAUUACAGAACAGCAGUAAAAGCAGAACCAGCUUCUGAAAGUCCCCGUAUGGAGAAAACGGGGGUCGGGAAAGCAGGUGAAAUGACCGACUUCAUGGAUGACCUGACCCUCAGCUCACCGAAGAAACGAGAGUCGUCUGUGAGAUCCAGGAGGAGCUGUGAUAGGUCAUCCACAAGGUCAUCGAGCAGAUCCUCUUGCAGUUCACGGUCCAGUUCGAGUAGUUCCUCCUCAGCUUCCUCCAGGAGUUGGAGCCGCUCCAGGUCCAGAUCCAGGUCACGGGCCAGAAGAAACGGGUCCCGGCGGUACCGGAGAUACUCGCGCUCGUACUCCAGGAGCCGCUCGAGGUCUCGCGGGUACAGGAGGGGCCGGGGCCUGUCCUGGCGCUACCGGAGAGGCCCCCGCUCGCCGCACAGGCACCGCUCCCGCAGCAGGUCCUGGUCCCGGGGAAGGUCGUACUACAGAAGGUCCUACUCCAGGAGCAGAUCCCGUUCCAGAGGCCGCAGAUACUACGGGUUUGGGCGAACGAUAUACCCUGAGGCCUACAGGAGCUGGAGGAGCAGGUCCCGAACGAGGUCCCGCAGCAGGUCACCUCUGCAUUUGAGUGAAAAAGACAAGAGGGAACUCCUUGAAAUUGCAAAAGCCAAUGCUGCAAAAGCUCUGGGAACAGAUAACAUAGUCUUGCCAGCAAGCUUGAAGAUCCCUACUCCUACCAAAGAGAUAAAAAACAAAAAACAAGAAGAUCCUGGAGAGUCGGCUGAGGAACCCAAAACAGCAGCAGAAGAGAUGACCAAGGGUGGAAUGGAGAGAGCAGCUGUACAGAGAAGCAUUUCUUUCAGUCCUAAUAACACGGUGGCAAAACCAGCCCUGCAGAAGCCAGUGAGCCACGUUGUUAAAGAACCAGCAGUUUCUGUGGCACGAGAAGAUGACAAGAAGGGGAAUCCCUAUGGGCAGUGGGUUCCUGUCAAGAAGGAGAAGAAAACAUUCUUAAACUUCUCCCCUAAGAGUGCUCUGUUCCGGGCACGUUAGUGUGUGCUCCUCAGACUGCAGCAUUGUGCAUCCUUCACCUAGUGAGGUCUGAAACGUUCUGAUCAGGUUGAAGACUUGUUAAUACUAUUUAUUUUGAGAUGUUAAUUUUGGAAUCUUAGGUUUGUCUUUCAGGUGUAGAGCAGAGUGAUCCAGAAGCCACAGAUGGGAAUAUGUGUAUAUUUGUAAAUAGUUUUGUAUUGCUUUAUGGACUAGAGCUUACAGGUGGGUAACCUUUUCUAAACAAUAGCUCAGUAGCUGUUAUUUUCAACACCGAUUUACAUUGUGUUGUUUACUUUGUUAAUAAACUUUUAGUUUUGCACUGGC
Molecule: messenger RNA, 1653 nt
Organism: Colius striatus (speckled mousebird)
Lineage: Eukaryota; Metazoa; Chordata; Aves; Coliiformes; Coliidae
Gene: RSRP1
Product: arginine and serine rich protein 1
Exons: 6
Coding region: 145-1329 (394 amino acids)
Source: RefSeq, a predicted model, not a curated record